AUGUAUGCCGCGGACGCCAAAUCGGCAAGGUUGGAACCAACGGACACGCUACCGGCGCAUCCCGUCGUGUGCGUAGUGCACAGUUCAGCAACGGCCGAAGUGAGCUACCCGCACGACGGUCUCUGCGAUGCGAUCAUCUUGAACAAGGUUUUCUACCACAGUGGCCAGGUGUCCGUCUCGCAAGGAGAAAAUCACACGUACCAGGAGUUCCUCGCGGCAGCGGCGAAGUCAAAGCUCACGGCGUACAUGUUGGCCACAGACCGGUACUUCGCCGUCUACGAGACGAUCCCGGCUGCGCCCAGUCUCGAGGCCUUGCGCAAAAUGAACGUGCGCGGCUUCGGCUUCCUCGGCAUUCGCGUGCAGAGCGCACAGGGCGAACUACUGGAGCAGCACACCAGGCUCCUUCGAUCUCAGGUCGAGGACCUGACUGGCAUGCUCAAGGAGGUGGAAGUGGCCGACAGCGUCGUAUUCCUUGGAGUUACCACGGAGGAGCACAUGUUUAAGGAUUCCGUCGUCACAUCCGCAUUCAAGCUACUCAUCAGCACCGUUCAUUCGAAGCACUGUAGUGGCUCUGUGUUAGAAUACCUGACUGCCAUGCAGAACGCCGCAGUUCGUUUCCGGUACGAGGCGUGA
This is a messenger RNA of Rhipicephalus sanguineus (brown dog tick), 633 nucleotides long. RefSeq lists its product as uncharacterized. The record is from RefSeq and is a predicted model, not a curated record. The transcript is spliced from 5 exons. The coding region runs from base 1 to 633 and encodes 210 amino acids. NCBI's taxonomy places the organism in Eukaryota, Metazoa, Arthropoda, Arachnida, Ixodida, Ixodidae.